UCAGGCCCCUAGGUCCUCAACCCUAACGCCAAGAAUCCAAAACCCACCAUAAGCGCCAACCUCCCUCUCGAACUCUCCAGACCCUCGUCCCCGCUGAACCCUGUCAUUUCCCACUUCCAAGCGCAGAACUAGGGUUUUCGUCGGAGCCACCUCCCUUCCGAGCUAUCGUAAUGGCGAUCGCGGCCCAGACUCUCGAUAUCCUCGGAGAACGCCAGUCCGGCCAAGAUGUCCGCACCCAGAACGUGGUGGCGUGCCAGGCGGUUGCCAACAUUGUCAAGUCGUCGCUCGGUCCGGUCGGUCUUGACAAGAUGCUGGUUGAUGACAUUGGUGAUGUGACAAUUACUAAUGAUGGUGCGACAAUACUCAAAAUGUUAGAAGUUGAGCAUCCAGCUGCCAAGGUUCUUGUUGAGCUGGCUGAGCUUCAAGAUCGAGAAGUUGGAGAUGGGACAACAUCUGUGGUUAUUGUAGCUGCAGAGCUGCUUAAGAGAGCAAAUGAUCUUGUAAGAAACAAGAUUCAUCCAACAUCUAUAAUCAGUGGCUACAGGCUUGCAAUGAGAGAAGCCUGCAAGUAUGUCGAGGAAAAACUGGCUGUAAAGGUUGAAAAGCUUGGAAAAGAUUCCCUCAUAAACUGUGCAAAGACAAGCAUGUCUUCAAAAUUAAUCGGCAGUGACAGUGAUUUCUUUGCAAAUUUGGUUGUAGAUGCAGUUCAAGCUGUGAAGACUACAAAUGCGAGGGGAGAAGUAAAAUAUCCGAUUAAGGGCAUAAAUAUCUUGAAAGCUCAUGGAAAAAGUGCCAAAGAUAGCUACUUGCUUAAUGGCUAUGCUUUAAAUACAGGCCGUGCAGCUCAAGGAAUGCCUACUAGAGUUGCUCCUGCAAGAAUCGCAUGUCUUGAUUUUAAUCUCCAGAAGACAAAAAUGCAAAUGGGUAUUCAAGUCCUGGUCACUGAUCCUAGAGAACUUGAAAAAAUUCGUCAAAGAGAAGCUGACAUAACAAAAGAGCGAAUCGAAAAAAUUAGAAAAGCAGGAGCUAAUGUUGUAUUGACUACCAAAGGAAUUGAUGAUAUGUCACUAAAGUAUUUUGUGGAGGCUGGGGCUAUUGCUGUGAGACGUGUUCGCAAAGAGGAUUUGCGUCAUGUUGCCAAGGCCACUGGUGCAACUGUGGUGUCCACAUUUGCUGACAUGGAAGGAGAGGAAACUUUUGAUUCAUCAUUUCUAGGAUAUGCUGAUGAAGUUGUGGAGGAACGAAUUGCUGAUGAUGAUGUAAUUCUGGUGAAGGGCACUAAAAAUACAAGCGCGGUUUCCUUGAUACUUAGAGGUGCAAAUGACUUCAUGCUUGAUGAGAUGGAUCGAUCAUUGCAUGAUGCAUUGUCCAUCGUGAAGAGGACCCUCGAGUCUAACAUGGUUGUUGCUGGCGGUGGCGCAGUAGAGGCUGCGUUGUCUGUAUACCUCGAGUACCUUGCUACAACUUUGGGAUCUAGAGAGCAGUUGGCAAUUGCAGAAUUUGCUGAGUCUCUUCUGAUAAUACCUAAGGUACUUGCUGUGAAUGCUGCAAAAGAUGCGACUGAAUUAGUUGCCAAACUUCGGGCUUACCACCAUACUGCCCAAACAAAAGCAGACAAGCAGCACCUUUCAAGUAUGGGUCUAGACCUAUCAAAGGGUACAAUCCGCAAUAACCUGGAAGCUGGAGUUAUUGAGCCUGCCAUGAGCAAAGUGAAGAUAAUACAGUUUGCAACUGAGGCAGCCAUUACCAUUCUGAGGAUCGAUGAUAUGAUCAAGCUUGUCAAGGAUGAACAGCAGAAUGAAGAAGAUUAGAUAUUAGUUUUGGUGGCCUUAAAUGUAACCAGAUUACAGUUUUGUGAUUUUUGGUAGUUUCUUGUGAUUCCACUGAUCUAGAGAUGGGAACUUUGGUGUCACUGUAUGUCAGUUGUGGUAAAUGAUGAUUGGGGUGUUUAUAGACUUAACACAUCUUUCCAAUAUUUUGACAAAGUGUUAAACGAGCGCUUUCUGUUGUUCCAU
Molecule: messenger RNA, 2015 nt
Organism: Elaeis guineensis (African oil palm)
Lineage: Eukaryota; Viridiplantae; Streptophyta; Magnoliopsida; Arecales; Arecaceae
Product: T-complex protein 1 subunit alpha
Biological process (GO): protein folding
Molecular function (GO): ATP binding; ATP-dependent protein folding chaperone; ATP hydrolysis activity
Source: RefSeq, a predicted model, not a curated record